UUUUUUUUUUUUACCUUUUACUAAGCCUCAGAUCUAAACCCAUAAACCAUCUCUCCCCUCUUAGCAUCUUUUGGCUAUUUUUCAUACCCCUCCCUCCUCUUCCUUAUUUCCUUCCAAACCCUUAACCAAAACUUAUCUUCAUUACAUGGGAAGCACAUCAGUUCCAAGAAUUAGUCAACUCACAUCAAGAGUGGAGAGAAUAUAGAUUCAGCUUAAAAUUUGGUGGUAGAUGCUUCAAAUCUCUUCUCUUGCCCUUUUUUCGUGAAAAAAACCUGUAGAUAUUCAAUUAUUCGACAUACCCAGCAAUACCAAACCUCUAAUCCACCAAGGAACAAAAAUAGGAACUUUAUUGUCAUUUCUUUUCUCUUUCUCCAUCAGAAUUCAGUUGGUUCUUGUACUUGUUAGCUGAUCUGUUGAUGAUUAGGUUUCAACUUUGAAGGGAAGAACAGAAAUGGACCCAGUAACAGCUCAUGGCCGUCAUCUUCCUCCUUUCCUCGCUAGAGAUCUUCAUCUAAAUCCGCACCAUCAAUUCCAACAUCUCCUCCAACAACAAAAUUCUGAAGAUGAACAAAACCGUGGCCAGAAACGAGAUCGAGAAGAAACAGCCACCACCGCCGCCGCCACUGGCACUACUGCCGACACGGGUGGUGGAGGCAACGACCUAGCCGUAGCCCCUGGAACUGAAGGUGAACUCACAAGAAGACCACGAGGCAGACCUGCGGGCUCCAAGAACAAGCCUAAGCCGCCGAUCAUCAUAACCCGUGAUAGUGCCAACGCCCUCCGGUCCCAUGUCAUGGAAAUUGCCAACGGCUGUGAUAUUAUGGAGAGCGUUUCGACUUUCGCUAGGCGGAAACAAAGAGGGGUUUGCAUUUUGAGUGGGAGCGGAACUGUAACGAAUGUAACCUUAAAACAACCUGGAGCUCCUGGUGCAGUCGUGAAUUUACAAGGACGGUUCGAAAUUUUAUCCCUUUCUGGGUCAUUUUUGCCUCCCCCGGCACCAGCGGCUGCAUCGGGAUUGGCCAUAUAUUUAGCCGGCGGUCAAGGUCAAGUAGUUGGAGGAACCGUGGUGGGUCAACUUGUUGCUUCAGGUCCGGUGGUGAUUAUGGCAGCUUCUUUUGGUAAUGCGGCCUAUGAAAGGCUCCCGUUGGAGGAAGAGGAACAACCUCUGGACCCGAUUCCAGGAAGUGGAUCCUUAGAGUCACCGGGAAGCAUGGCUGCUCAACAACAACAGCAGCAGCAGCAACUAUUGCAAGAUCCCAACGGAUCCUUCGCUCAAGGGUUGCCACCAAAUCUUCUAAAUUCAGUCCAAAUGCCAGCUGAGGCCUACUGGGGCACAGGUCAUCCUCCAUAUUAACAAAAAAAAAAAAAAAACUCGGGUUUUUCUUUUCUUUUUUUUUUCGUCUCCUUAAUUAUCCUUUUCAGUCACCUCUUGUUAGUUUGACCUUCUGAUCACCUUUUAAUCUUCUUCCUUUAUAAAAUAGUUGAUUUUGAUGUUUUAAAAUUAAGUGUUAAAGAUGCUGCUGAUCAUGGGAUUCAUCUGGGUUUGGUUUGAAGUUUGAAGUUUGAAGAAGGAUGAUGUACAAAUUUUCUGGAUUUUCUCCCUGGCGGGUUUUUCCGGUUUUAUUUUUAUAAAAAGUAGCCUUUUAAUUUCUCA
Messenger RNA from Gossypium raimondii (Peruvian cotton), 1654 nucleotides. Its product is annotated as AT-hook motif nuclear-localized protein 22. NCBI's taxonomy places the organism in Eukaryota, Viridiplantae, Streptophyta, Magnoliopsida, Malvales, Malvaceae. The coding region runs from base 452 to 1354 and encodes 300 amino acids. The transcript has a single exon. The record is from RefSeq and is a predicted model, not a curated record. Gene Ontology annotation, cellular component: nucleus. Gene Ontology annotation, biological process: vegetative to reproductive phase transition of meristem. Gene Ontology annotation, molecular function: minor groove of adenine-thymine-rich DNA binding; DNA-binding transcription factor activity.